Molecule: messenger RNA, 540 nt
Organism: Knipowitschia caucasica
Lineage: Eukaryota; Metazoa; Chordata; Actinopteri; Gobiiformes; Gobiidae
Source: the annotation of a GenBank genome assembly
AUGAAGGACUUGAAGGUCAACCCUAGCCCUGGGGCCAGUGUGGGCCCUAACCAUAACCCUGGAGCCAGUGGGGGCCCUGACCCUAACCCCGGAGCCAGUGGGGGCCCUAACCAUAACCCUGGAGCCAGUGGGGGCCCUAACCCCGGUGCCAGUGGGGGCCUUAACCCUGGUGCCAGUGGGGGCCCUAACCAUAACCCCGGAGCCAGUGGGGGCCCUAACCAUAACCCUGGAGCCAGUGGGGGCCCUAACCAUAACCCUGGAGCCAGUGGGGGCCCUAACCCUAACCCCGGAGCCAGUGGGGGCCCUAACCUAGUGGGUCCUAACCCUAACCCUAACCCUAGCCCUGGCCCCACAUAUGUAGUAGUGCUUUCCCCAGAGCUCUGGUCCAAAACUGACCCAGAUCUGAGCUUUUCUCCAGGGAUCCUGAUUACAGCCGAAUGUAAACAGUCUGACCACAGGGCUCCACACGCAAAGCAUCUGGGACUGACCCAGCUCCAGUCAACUUACAGACUACAACAAAACAACAAAUAUAUACAGUAA